UUGCGAGUAUUGCAUACAGAUCAAUCAUACCUGGUAUGAUUUGUCUGUAGAUGUUGAAGAAGUGCACAUCAAAGGGUAAUUCUUAUAUAAGUAUAAUAUAUGAUCAUAGAUCGACACCGUCAUCCUCAGGAACCGAGGCACCCACGUCGGAUGUGCCAACCGAUCCAUGCAAUCUCCGCUCAUCCCAGUCACUUCUUUGUCACAACCACCAACGUCAGAAAAGGGGACGUCCUGCCCUUCCAUCCAGAUCAACCACAUUACCUCUUCAUCACGUCUGAUAAAACAAAAGAAAAGAGAACUACAAAAUGGCCAUCGAACUCGACAACUCCUCCACCACCACCACCCCCGACCACUCCAACUCCCACUCCCACAAUGACGACAACAACACCACCCCCAACCAUAACAACAACAACGACCCCCCCUCCCUCCUCACAGCAGCCCAAACAAUCCUAACCACGCACUUCCUCCCACCCCAAUCCCAAUCCACCCUCCUUACAACAAUCCUCGCCCACCCCUACUGGACGACCUUCCUCCUCGCGCAGUUCCUCUGCUCCGCUAUCCCCAUCGCGCUCUUCCUCCUCGGCGCUGUCGUCGCGGCUUCCGUUGCCGUCGCGGCGUUUACGUGUCUUGCUGGGCUUGUGCUGAUCCCUGUGCUUGUUGGGACGACUGUGCUGGGUGUCGGGGUUUGGGGGUCUCGCUGGAUGAGUUCAGUCGUUCUGGUGUGGUUAAGAAGGAGGGGGUGGUGA
Molecule: messenger RNA, 746 nt
Organism: Aspergillus campestris IBT 28561
Lineage: Eukaryota; Fungi; Ascomycota; Eurotiomycetes; Eurotiales; Aspergillaceae
Product: seipin co-factor family protein
Exons: 3
Coding region: 306-746 (146 amino acids)
Source: RefSeq, a predicted model, not a curated record